UUUCGCUGUGGUUUCCAGGCUUCUCUGGAGAGCAGGGGGGUAGGUUGCGGUGCAGGACGUGUGAAGAGCUGACUUGUGCUCGAAGAAGCAGGAGAACAAAAAAAAAAAACAGAGAGAAGGAAAAGGAGUAAAUAUAAGGGAAACAUCAGCGUGUUUGUGGCGGACCGGGGAGACGGCGAGCAGCCGGACGAGUUCUCCGUGUCGUGUUUCGCGGGAUAAGUUAGAGAAGAGUCGCUGGCCGGGGCCCCGUCCCGUCCCCGUGGAGACCUGACUGUCCGUCCUUCUCUGUGUAUUGUCCCCCCUCCCGCUCUCCCUCCCUCCCUGGGUCCCUGGGACAUGUGUGUGGACGUGGAGGCCGCUACUCGGCAGGUCUCCCCUUCUCACUCCCUCACCCAGCGCGCCGACUCUCUGCAGUGACUCCUGUCCGCCGCUUUCGUGCUGGAAGCUCCGCAGGCUGGAAGCGAGAGGAAGUGGCGGGAAGGAAGGAAGGAAGGAUGAGGAGCCGCGAAGGGUCGGCGCGGCUGCGCUCGCUGCUCUUCUUUCUCCUCCUCCUGUUACAGUCCGUCACGAGUCUGAACGUUUGCACUAGUGGCAGCGCGUCCUCGUGUGAGGAAUGCCUUCUUAUUCACCAGAGCUGCGCCUGGUGCGCGCAAGAGGAAUCUGGGAGGCCGAGAACCCUGGUAUCGCGGUGCGACUUGACUCGGAACCUGCUGAAGCAGGGCUGCGAGCCCCAUUUCAUCGAGAACCCGAGAAGCAGCUCCACGGUCCUCAAGAACAAGCCUCUGAGCUCCAAAGGGUCUUGGCCGACCCAGUACGAUGUCAUCCAAAUAAUGCCUCAGAAGUUGUCUCUAAGUCUGCGGCCAGGUGACCAGACCUCGUUUGAGGUGCAGGUCCGGCAGGUGGAGGACUAUCCCGUGGACCUUUAUUACCUGAUGGACCUCUCCCUGUCCAUGAAGGAUGACCUGGACACAAUUCGCAACCUGGGGACCAAGCUGGCUGAGGAGAUGAAGAAGCUCACUAGCAAUUUCCGCCUGGGCUUUGGCUCCUUUGUGGACAAGAACAUCGCUCCGUUCUCGUACACUGCUCCCAAGUACCAGACGAACCCCUGCAAUGGAUACAAGCUCUUUCCUAACUGCGUCCCAUCCUUCGGCUUCCGGCACAUCCUCUCUCUGACCGACAAGGUGGACAGGUUCAAUGAGGAGGUUCAGAAGCAGAUGGUGUCCCGCAACCGCGAUGCCCCAGAGGGUGGCUUCGACGCCAUCCUGCAGGCUGCUGUGUGCAAGGAGAGAAUCGGCUGGAGGAAGGAGGCGUUCCACCUGCUGGUGUUUGCCACGGACGACGUCCCUCACCUGGCCCUUGAUGGCAGGCUGGCUGGGCUAGUGGAGCCCCACGAUGGGCAAUGUCACUUGGAUGAAAAGAAUGAGUACAGCGCCUCCACCAGGAUGGAUUACCCCUCUUUGGCUCUCCUCGGGGAGAAGCUGGCUGAAAACAAUAUAUACCUCAUCUUUGCAGUCACCAAGAGGCUCUACGUCAUUUACAAGAAUUUCACUGCACUGAUUCCAGGAACAACAGUUGAGAUUCUGGACCUGGACUCCAAGAACAUCAUCCAACUGAUCGUCAACGCCUACAACAAUAUCCGGUCCAAGGUGGAGCUGACUGUGUGGGACCAUCCUGAGGACAUCAGCCUGUCUUUCACAGCCACCUGCCAGGACGGCCGUCCACUGCCUGGGCUCCGCAAGUGUGCAGACCUAAAGAUCGGAGACACGGUGUCCUUUAACGUGAGCGUGGAAGGACGUGGCUGCCCACCACCCGGGACCAGCCGCAGCUUCACCAUCCGACCCGUAGGCUUCAAAGACCGACUGGAAGUCUCCAUCUCUUACCGGUGUGACUGCGGCUGCACGGGGCUGACGCAGGCCAACAGCAGCCGCUGCAGUUCUGCCGGCACUUACUCCUGCGGUGUCUGCAGCUGCGAGCCAGGCUACCUGGGCGCGCGUUGCGAGUGCCCGGAGGACGAAGCUAGCAGCCAGCAGGCAGCUCUGUGCCGGGAGGCCGAGGGCAAGCAGUUGUGCAGCGGGCGUGGCGAGUGCAGCUGCAACCAGUGUAUGUGCUAUGAGUCCGAGUUCGGCAAGGUGUACGGUGCCUACUGCGAGUGCGAUGACUUCUCCUGUGCCCGCCACAAGGGCGUCCUUUGCUCAGGUCACGGGGAGUGUCACUGCGGCGAGUGCCAGUGCCACACUGGCUACGUGGGUGACAACUGCUACUGUUCCACGGAAACUGCAGCCUGCCUGGCGCGAGAUGGGAGGAUGUGCAGUGGACGGGGCAGCUGUGUCUGUGGCCGCUGCGAGUGCACAGAACCUGGUGCUUUUGGGGACACCUGCGAGAAGUGCCCCACCUGCCCUGAUGCCUGCGGCACCAAGCGGGAGUGCAUUGAGUGUCGGCUGUUCAAUUCUGGGCGCCUCGCGGACAACCAGACCUGUCAGCGGCUAUGCAAAGACGAGAUCAUCACCGUGGAGACGCUCAAGACAGACGACCCUGGCGCUGUACUGUGCCUGUACAAGACAGAGAGCGACUGUGUGAUGAAGUUCACGUACUCCGAGCAUGCCAGUGGCCAGUCAAUUCUCACCGCUCUAAAGGAACCAGAGUGUGGUGCAGCGCCUGAUGCCUUAACCGUCCUCCUGGCUGUGGUGGGCAGCAUCUUACUGGUGGGUGUGGCCCUGCUGGCUGCCUGGAAACUGGUCAUCACCAUCCACGACUGGCGGGAGUUUGCCCGCUUCCAGAGUGCCCGUUCACGGGCCCGCUACGAGAUGGCCUCCAACCCGCUGUACAAGCAGCCCAUCUCAAGCCACUCCAUGGAGACCAUGUUCAACAUGCACGGAAAGUCUUAUAACGGGGCGGUCCACUGAUGCUUGCCGAGCAAGGGGAUGGGGGGGGGGGGGCUCCUAGCCCAAAGAAACAACGGGGGGGCAGUGGCAGACAUAAGCCAUGUUGCAAAAGCUUGACAGCUGAAGGAACGAACUUGAUAACAAGAACAUCUUUGUUCCUUGGACCUGCGGCUCUCGCAACAAGGCAGCCUGGAUGAGACACCAGGAGGUCACGUGAUGCAUUGCUUUGGCUCAUGCAAGUGAGCGCAUCCCACUCACACAGCCUCAGUUCUCCUGCUGACAGGGCUCAAACGAACUGAGAAAUGGACUCAGGUCCCCCCCCCCCGGAAAGACAGAACACGAGCUCACAAUGACUGUCCAUAAAAGUUUGUACCGCCAGUGGCAAGAUCUUGCAGGAGGAAUAAUGGGACUUUGUGUCUGCUGAUGUCAGCCAGCUUGAGUGACCUUUCUCCCCACGCAACUUAACUUCUCCACUUUUGCAGUGUUUAUAAACUGUGCGGACAGUGGGAUAUGGAUUGUUUAUUUUUUCUUUGGCAAUUCUAAGAAUGCAUUUCAGCUGCAAACAUCAAUGCAUCAUUUCCUAACAAAAGGAAGCUCUAUCCAUUUUUACAGAAACAAGGAUAUCUUGAGCUUGUAGCAAUAUAGAAAUCUUUUUCCUGGCUGCUUUGGAAACAUGGUACUAACAUAAAGAGGUGGUUUUUGUCAGUUUUGCACUUCAAAUAUUGUGACUCUGAUAAAAACACUGCCAUGCUACCCUGUUGCCUUGUUCAUGUGUGCUCAAAGAGCCCUCUCUUGCACAUGUGCUCCUCACAUCUUCAGUAUCACCUCUUUUUUUUUUUUUUUUGUUUUAUUGUUUUAUGUUUGUUUACUUUUCUCCA
Molecule: messenger RNA, 3760 nt
Organism: Scleropages formosus (Asian bonytongue)
Lineage: Eukaryota; Metazoa; Chordata; Actinopteri; Osteoglossiformes; Osteoglossidae
Gene: itgb5
Product: integrin, beta 5
Exons: 15
Coding region: 495-2903 (802 amino acids)
Biological process (GO): cell-cell adhesion; cell migration; cell adhesion mediated by integrin
Cellular component (GO): cell surface; integrin complex; focal adhesion
Molecular function (GO): integrin binding
Source: RefSeq, a predicted model, not a curated record